UCCUUCGUCUGCCUACAGGGUGUAAAGAGGGUUCGUGGACGGGGUUGAAAUCUUUCAACUUUGCGCACAAAAGCUAUCUCGAGUUUUGUUAAUUAUAUAAUUUCACUAUUGAUUGCGCAUUACUAUCUCCUUCCCACCUCCACGAACUUUCUCAUCACCCUGUAUCUUUCCCUCCUUUUGCCUGAUUUUUCCUUUCAUUCUUCAUUUUACUAUCUGAUUUAAAUUUACUUUUUGACUGGACAAGCUUAAGAAAAACUUAAGCUUCAUUAAAUUGUUCUGUGUUAUUAUUUUCUUCCUCAUAUUCCUUCGUGAACUUCCUAUCUUAAAUCAUCUUUUAUAUCACACCAACUCAAGGCUGGUACAGUGAAAACAACAACAACAUUGUCUGUUUUGCCUUUUUUCCCCAGACUGCAUCUCUAGCCAUUUAUUUUUUUGUGAAUGUAUUUUCGUUAUUUUUCGGUUAAUUCAAUCGAUGGUUUACCAAAAGAGAGUUAAAGAUUUAAUUUAACAAUAAUCUUUUCAACUGUGUAGUAACCAACUCAGUGUCUAUCGAGUUUGGUAAGGACAAUCUCAGUGUCAGCCUUGUUUUCAUUUUGGUUUACAAAAUUUCCACAGUAUAGAGCUUUUUGGGCCUCAAAAUGACAGAUGCCCAUCGUCGGGUUAAACUCUAUGCUUUGAAUGCAGAUAAAAGUAAAAUACGGAAGUAUCCAUGUGGCUAUCCAGGCUGUCAAUGGGUUUUCACUCGAACAAAUCAUGUUGUGCGUCAUCAUGAAAGAGUUCACCCUGGCUUUAGGCCGAAUAAAUCUAGUUCACAUGAAGCAGAAAAAGGAGCAGCAGCAAAACCAGCAACUAAGGCGGAAACUGAAAGUCAUUCAUCGAAGUGCGAGGCUCCAUCUAUCUUCCAUGCGUGCUAUGUUACUGGAUGUAAACAACAAUUUAACACUAAAAAUGAGCUUAAUAUUCAUUUAUUCCAUGUUCACUCGGUGGUAGAACCUGAAGUAUGUAUCAAAGUCGAAGGGCAAGAGUGGAAUGAUGAAGAAAAUACAACCUUGAUGACCAAUAAGAUGUUGAACCGUCGAUAUGUUUGUGAUUUUGUUGGAUGUGACAAGGCAUAUACCAAAAAUUCUCAUCUCAUUCGGCAUAAAGAAGAUUCCCAUAACGUUAUAAGACCUCCAUGUCCCAUCAAGUACAUGAGAUCACCUCGACCUUAUGCUUGUACUUUACCUGGUUGUGAUAAAACUUAUACUAAAAACUCUCACCUAAUUCGGCAUUUAGUUGAAACACAUAAAAUGACUAAACCAGCACCAAAGGUCAAUAGAGGAUUAAUUCCCAAUUUUGGUUCGCAUCUUGCCAAUGCUUUACUUCAAAUAUCAUCAUCUUCAUCGUCCUCUUCAUCAUCAUCAACCUCGCCAUCAGUAGUAACCUCACCUUCAGCAGUAACCUCAACAUCGACAUCAUCAACAACGCCUAAUCGUAUUGGUGAUGCUCCUAUGAUUUAUAAUGAUAGGCCAUAUGCAUGUACAUUUCCUGGUUGUGGCUGGAGCUUCAAGCGUCAAUAUCAUUUGAAUCGACACAUCAUAACCCAUAGGAUGAACAAUCGUAAAGAUGGAAAUAGAAGUCAUAACAACAAUACCAUUAAUCAAAAUAACAAAAACAAUGUUUGUAAUAUUAUCAAUAAUGCCAGCAGUAGCAAUGAUAAUCUUAAUAACUCUAUCAACAACAAUACUGAAUUAUCGGCUCUAAUCACUGCAGCUCGCAAUCUUUCUGUUGCUCGACCUAAACUUGAAUCAAUUAGUUGGAUUGUUUUAGAAGAUGGUGAUGAUGAAGAUGGCCAGGAAUCGGCUGAUGAGCAACCUACUUUACCUCGCCGUCAUAUUUCCAUUGAAGAAGAUACCUUCUGCUGCGAUUUUCCUGGAUGUGGUAGAAUGUUUGUUAAUUCGCGUGAUUUGAUGGUUCAUUAUUUAGGGCAUUCAGGUCCUUCCGGUUUGCUACUUGGUGGCUCUCACUUAAUUAGGUCAAGUCACUCCGAUCUAACUGAUAUGCUGGAAGAGCCUCCAUUGGAAUGUGUUCUUGAAGAGUUUGGUGAUGAUGACGAAAAUGAUAUCAAUGGUGAAGAUGAUUUAGACAAGGGUAUUAAUGAGUUACCUAUCAAUGGAUCAAAAUCAAGGGAUUGUAAAAUCACUACAACAGCUAGUGAUUAACGUUAAUCAAAACUAUAGCGUUAAAAAGAAGAGCCAUGUUUCUUUUUGUAAAUUUGCUAAUUAUAUCAUCUUUCAAUCCCAUCAACAUCUGCACAACAUAUUCACCAACUUGCACCCUAUUUAGACUUAUAGUUAACUAAUUGCUAAUUCUUCUAACCUCUUCGCUCAUUGAAAUCUCUCGAGUUGUUUACCACAUUAAUUUUAACCAAUUUUGUGGGUUAAAGCUCUCUACAAGUUAUGCCCAAACUCAGGCAUUCAACAUGAAGGAAAUGGAAGAGUCACAAAACCAAGUACAAAAUUGGUUUAAAUCAAUCAACCUUAUUUCACCAUUUUUUCAACGAUUACGACCACUAUCCAUCAUUACCUGCAUUCAAGUAUACGUAUAUACACAUGAAGACAUCACUUUGUUUUCGUCAUUCAAUUAUUUAAAACUAUUUCAAGCCAAAAUCCUAAUCGAGUAUGAUUAACAUAAUAUUGACCAAGAUUUUAAAAUGAUUGCCUGAUUUGUAAUUAUCGUCUUAAAGAUGAGCUCCAAAAGACUUAAUACCUAAUAUAAUCUACAUAUUUAUUUCUUUCACCAUCAUAUUAUUGUUCCAUCUCUGCUCUGUUCCGUGAAGAAUCACCAUCUCAAUCGUAUCACCAAUAUGUUCAUUCAAGGAGGAUUUGUACUGUUGGCAGUUUGAUCAGUUUUCGCAAUAUCAACAAAUUAAAACAUCAACCAAUACAAGAUGUUAACCACCAUUUGGGAAAACUGUUUCAAUUCAUUUUGCUAUUAUGAAUAUUGUUGCAAUAUUUUUGCCACCUUCUACAAAUAUCGAGGGAACAUACAAGCCAGCAAAUCUGAUUAAUCACUCAUCGAUUGAUCUCUCUCUCUCACCUUCUCAUAGACCAUGUUAUCCUAAUAUCAUAACAAUUUUCUCUUUUUAUCUCAUUCUUGCCUUAAGUUGAGAUAUUACCCUAACCUGUAUCUAUGUGCGAAAAUCGAACCUGAAAUGUUUUUCUGUUGAUUCUUACUACCUUAUUAUUAUGAUUGCGAUUAUUAUAAUUAUUAUUAUUAAUCUUGUUAUUAUUUGUUGAAGAAAUCUCAUGAAAUCUUUGUUGUUAUUUCUGUACAUUUUCUUUUUUCUCCUUUUCUUUCUCUAUCAACUUAUUGUUUCCAAUUAUUUCCCUGCUUUUGACAAUUAUCUCAAUUUUGAUUUAUUAUUGUGUAUUGUAAACAUUUUGUUGCUUCUUCCUCUAAAUGCCAUUGAGCUUUUUUCUUGUAAAAAUUUUUCUUUAAAUCAAAACGAAAACAGCAGAAAAUGUGAUUUAGACAAAUAAAUCUAUUGCCAUUGAUGAA
Molecule: messenger RNA, 3540 nt
Organism: Tetranychus urticae (two-spotted spider mite)
Lineage: Eukaryota; Metazoa; Arthropoda; Arachnida; Trombidiformes; Tetranychidae
Biological process (GO): regulation of transcription by RNA polymerase II
Cellular component (GO): nucleus
Molecular function (GO): DNA-binding transcription factor activity, RNA polymerase II-specific; RNA polymerase II cis-regulatory region sequence-specific DNA binding
Source: RefSeq, a predicted model, not a curated record